UUAUUAAAUUCAACAAAAUCUACCCUUCCUCUUUCCCUCCUGCGUGCGAAUGUUUUCUUCCCUUUCGAGUAUCCGAUCUCUUCUCUCCUCUCUAACCGCUCAAAUCUCCUUGCAUCUCUCGUUCUCUCGAGUCUCCAAUCCUUUCUCUUCUCUGUAAUAACUCGAGUGCCCCUGCAUCGUUCUCUGCUCGUUCGAGUGAAGCUUCAGCUCUGCGUCUUUUACUUCUUACUCGCAUGUUUUAGGGAAGGUCUGCACAUUUCGGUUCUCUGCUCGGAGUUUCUCUUCACCUCUGCCUGAUAAGCAGAAGUAAUGGUGGGACAUGAAGAUUCAGGGGCUUCCAAGAAAAAAUCUACUGAUUCUUCAAAUGAUUUACCAACCUUCAAUGCCGAGAACUUGCAAAAUAACACGAAAAUAAUCUACUAUAGUCGAACAUUUUUGUCAAUCAUUGGUGGCGUAAUUGCUGGCAUUUUGGGAUAUACUGGCUUGACUGGAUUUGUCUUCUAUUUCCUUAUCAUGGCCAUUACUUCUCUGGGACUUGCAGCAAAGGCAAAAUUCUCCAUUCAUUCAUACUUUGAUUGCUGGAAUAGACUCCUACUUGAUGGGUUUCUUGGCGGGCUUUUGGUGAUUUUCUUACCGAUGGAUGAAGCACCAGGAGGUGUUCAGAUGGAAAAUGAGGAUUUUCUCAUGGGUCAUACGUUUUGUUCUGGACUUUUGCAUAUGACAUUGUCCAUAUAUUCUGAGGGAGCAUCUGCAAUAGAAAGGAACCACACACUGUGAUGAUGAUGAUGAUUGAACCCUGUUGUUGUUACUGCCUGCCAUUAUCUGCUUUCUUUACCAGCAGUGCGGGAAGGAUGGUGCCUUCUAAGACCUUUCUGUGGUUUACUUUUCAGAGUACUUUGAUGGUUGGGAGCAGUCUGUGUACUCUCCAGAUUUUUCUUUCUUUUUAUAACUUUGGAAUUAUAUUCUGAUUAUUUCAAAAUCCACAGUAUAUUGGCUUUUCCUAA
Molecule: messenger RNA, 1004 nt
Organism: Nelumbo nucifera (sacred lotus)
Lineage: Eukaryota; Viridiplantae; Streptophyta; Magnoliopsida; Proteales; Nelumbonaceae
Source: RefSeq, a predicted model, not a curated record